Molecule: messenger RNA, 2979 nt
Organism: Raphanus sativus (radish)
Lineage: Eukaryota; Viridiplantae; Streptophyta; Magnoliopsida; Brassicales; Brassicaceae
Product: lipoxygenase 4, chloroplastic
Biological process (GO): lipid oxidation
Molecular function (GO): protein binding; oxidoreductase activity, acting on single donors with incorporation of molecular oxygen, incorporation of two atoms of oxygen; metal ion binding
Source: RefSeq, a predicted model, not a curated record
AACAAGAAAGCUCUCAACUUCUUCUUGAAAGCCUUAACCUUUUUUUCUGCAAUCUCUUAUCACUUACAAGAAACAAAAACCCUCAGACUCAUUCAUUAGUUAAUACUAAUUAAAUUCAUUUGUAGAAUGGCUCUAGCUAAAGAGAUAAUGGGUUCUCGUCUCAUCUUUGAGAGAUCAUCAUCACUAGCUUCCUCUCCGUUUCAGUCUCGUCUCUCCAUCAAGAAGAAGACACAGAGAACUCAAUUCUCUAUCAACCCUUUUGACUUGAGACCGAUGAAAGCCGCUAUCUCCGGCGGUGUCUUGGCGGCAAUCAGCGAGGAUUUGGUUAAAACACUGCGUUUUAACACACUUGGUAGAAACCAAGAAACUGAGGAGGAGGUGGAGAAGGAGGUUCAGUUUAAGGUGAGAGCAGUUGUGACGGUGAGGAACAAGAACAAAGAAGACUUUAAAGAGACUUUGGUUAAGCAUUUAGAUGCUUUUACCGACAAAAUUGGUAGAAACGUUGUUUUGGAGCUUAUCAGCACUCAAGUUGAUCCAAAAACGAAUGAGCCCAAGAAGAGUAAACCGGCGGUAUUGAAAGACUGGUCAAAGAAAUCGAACUCAAAAGCGGAGAAAGUCCAUUACACGGCGGAGUUCACGGUAGAUUCCGCAUUUGGAUCGCCGGGAGCCAUCACGGUGACUAACAAACACCAAAAAGAGUUCUUCCUUGAAAACAUCACCAUAGAAGGUUUUGCAUGUGGCCCUGUUCACUUCCCCUGUAACUCAUGGGUCCAAUCCCAAAAUGACCAUCCAUCAAAACGUAUUUUCUUCACUAAUCAGCCUUAUUUACCUAGCGAGACACCGUCAGGUCUAAGAACAUUAAGGGAACAAGAGUUGGAGAAUCUAAGAGGAAAUGGUAAAGGAGAAAGGAAAUUAUCAGACAGAAUCUACGACUUUGAUGUCUACAACGACAUAGGAAACCCCGACGUAUCACGGGAACUAGCCCGUCCGGUGUUAGGUGGUCGUGAGUUUCCAUACCCUAGACGCUGUCGAACCGGCCGGCCUUCCACAGAUACUGAUCUAGUGUCCGAGAGACGAGUCGAGAAGCCUUUACCGAUGUAUGUGCCACGAGAUGAGCAGUUCGAGGAGUCUAAGAAAGAUACUUUUGCUGCGUGUAGGCUUAAGGCGGUUUUACAUAACCUUGUACCUUCACUGAAAGCUAGUAUUUUGGCUGAAGACUUUGCUAGCUUCGCUGAGUUUGAUAGUCUUUAUAAAGAAGGCUUGCUUCUCAAGUUAGGGAUUCAAGAUGAUAUGUUCAAGAAGUUCCCUUUGCCUAAGAUCGUCACUACCCUCCAAAAAUCUAGUGAAGGGUUGCUCAGAUACGAUACUCCCAAAAUAGUUUCAAAGGAUAAAAACGCAUGGCUUCGAGAUGACGAGUUCGCACGCCAAGCCAUAGCUGGGAUCAACCCAGUCAAUAUAGAACGAAUCACGACUUAUCCACCGGUCAGCAAUCUUGACCGUGAGAUUUACGGUUCACAUCUAGACUCUGCUCUCACCGAAGACCACAUCAAGGGUCACCUUGACGGCUUGUCCGUACAACAAGCGUUGGAGACGAACCGUUUGUUUAUGUUGGACUACCACGACACAUACUUACCAUUUCUAGACCAAAUCAACGCGUUGGAUGGACGCAAGGCUUACGCGACUCGAACCAUAUUGUUCUUGACUAGUCUCGGUACACUCAAACCUAUAGCCAUCGAGCUAAGCCUUUCAAAGUCCAAGCGCGUUGUCACACCAGCAAUAUGUGCAACCACUUACUGGACGUGGCAGCUAGCCAAAGCCCAUGUUGGGUCUAACGACGCUGGCGUCCAUCAGCUUGUGAACCACUGGUUACGUACCCAUGCUUGUUUGGAGCCGUUUAUAUUAGCUGCUCACAGACAAUUAAGCGCUCUGCAUCCCAUAUACAAAUUAUUGGACCCUCACAUGAGGUACACUCUAGAGAUCAACGCCGUGGCACGACAGACAUUGGUUAGCGCGGACGGUGUGAUUGAGUCGUGCUUCACAGCUGGUCAGUACGGUCUGGAGGUUAGUGCAGCUGCGUAUAAGAAUCGAUGGCGGUUCGAUAUGGAAGGCCUCCCUGCUGAUCUCAUCCGAAGGGGAAUGGCUGUUCCUGAUCCAACACAACCACAUGGGCUUAAACUACUUGUCGAAGAUUACCCAUACGCCAACGACGGUCUCUUACUAUGGUCAGCGAUCCAAACCUGGGUCCGAACCUACGUGGAGCGUUAUUACCCUAACCCGAACCUAAUCAAAACCGACACAGAGCUCCAAGCCUGGUACUCCGAGUCAAUCAACGUAGGUCACGCCGAUCACCGCGACGCCGACUGGUGGCCGGAGCUUUCCACCGUCGAUGACCUCGUCUCCAUCAUCACUACCAUAGUCUGGCUCGCCUCCGCACAACACGCCGCUCUCAACUUUGGACAGUACCCUUACGGAGGCUACGUCCCGAACCGACCGCCUUUGAUGCGACAGUUGAUUCCCGACAAGUCAGAACCCGAGUUCGCGAGUUUUGUCGAGGAUCCGCAGAAGUAUUUUUUCUCCUCGCUGCCGAGUUUGUUGCAGACGACGAAGUUUAUGGCGGUGGUUGAUACUUUGUCGACGCAUUCGCCGGACGAGGAGUAUAUCGGAGAGAGACAGCAGCCGUCGAUUUGGACCGGAGAUGCGGAGAUUGUUGAUGCGUUUUAUGGAUUCUCGGCGGAGAUCGCACGGAUAGAACAAGAGAUUGAGAAGAGGAAUAAAGAUCCUAGCCGUAGGAACCGGUGUGGGGCCGGAGUUUUGCCGUACGAGUUGAUGGCUCCGAGUUCUGAACCGGGGGUUACGUGCAGAGGCGUACCUAAUAGCGUAUCGAUUUAGAAUAAUUUAUUUAUUUAUUAUAACUAUAGUAUAGGGAACCUAUGAGUAAAGAAAUAGGUUUUUGAGACAAAUAAAACUAGUUAUAGCUUA